CAUGUGACUGUGCUCUGUGUUGUAGCUGCACAUCGUGGACGGAGCUCUGCUGCGCUCCAACCCUGCACUUGUGAUGGAGGGAAUCCAGAGAUUCCUCGGGGUCACUCCCAUCUUCAACUACACCCAGGCUCUAAUGUACGAUGACAGCAAAGGUUUCUGGUGUCAGCGUGAGGGAGGUCGAGCCAAAUGUCUGGGGAAGAGUAAAGGCAGGAAGUACCCGGAGAUGAGUCCUGAGUCCCGUACCUUCCUGAAUGAAUACUACCGCGAGCACAACAUGGAGCUGCUGCGUCUGCUGAAUCGGUUGGGCCACCCACUGCCGUCCUGGCUUCGCCAAGAACUCCAAAGCACGAGCUGGAGCUGAGGCCAGCUCUCACACACAAACACACAGACACGCGACAGGAAGGCUGGGACUAGUGCCCGGACGAACCCAACACUCGACUCUGGAUGAAACUGGAGUCCCUGAUCUGGAAACAGCAGAAGUUCAAUGUGAAGGUUUCUGCUGCUCACCGGAGAGGAGACAGUUCAGAUUGUGGCUCUGCAGAGGACCCCAGAGGACAGCUUUAGUGGCACUGGGUCGUGUGUGUGUGUGUGUGUGUGUGUGUGUGUGUGUGUGUGUGUGUGUGUGUGUGUGUGUGUGUGUGUGUGUGUGUGUGUGUGUGUGUGUGUGUGUGUGUGUGUGUGUGUGUGUGUGUGUGUGUGUGUGUCCACAGACACUCACCUUAAUGUGAGUCUUAUUGUGUAUGACCCGUUACAGACACACACACACAUCUACCUGCAGGUUCCUGUCCUCUGCACACAUUUAAAGUGGGUGAAGCUGUGUGAUGACAGGUGGAUGUAAAUAACAUGUGGUGGAUGUUCUGCAGGCUUCGCCCACACUGUCAGCCAGUAGCUGUCUCACUGUCCUCUCACUGAGCUAAAGGUCCUGACUGAUGGUGGACUGCUCUCUAUGUCGGCUAAAGUCUCCAUUUAAUCUCCAGCUUUUGUAUGUAAGAUUGAUUAAAUAUGAGUUGUUAACCUAAUUAGCAUAGAUGAUGAAGAGUAUAUAUACUUGUGGCGCAGUGGGUUUUGCGUUGGUGUUGGGAUCAGGGUUCAAACCCCACUGCAGUCAGCAUGUCGUUGUGUC
Molecule: messenger RNA, 1123 nt
Organism: Notothenia coriiceps (black rockcod)
Lineage: Eukaryota; Metazoa; Chordata; Actinopteri; Perciformes; Nototheniidae
Product: bifunctional heparan sulfate N-deacetylase/N-sulfotransferase 4-like
Exons: 3
Coding region: 74-361 (95 amino acids)
Cellular component (GO): Golgi apparatus
Molecular function (GO): heparan sulfate N-sulfotransferase activity; deacetylase activity
Source: RefSeq, a predicted model, not a curated record